Messenger RNA from Prunus armeniaca (apricot), 294 nucleotides. The record is from the annotation of a GenBank genome assembly. Lineage: Eukaryota; Viridiplantae; Streptophyta; Magnoliopsida; Rosales; Rosaceae.
AUGUUCUCAAAGAAAGAAAAUCUUGAAGUUGUUGGAUAUACUAAUGUUGAUUGCGCUGGUUCCAUUACAGAUAGACACUUUACAUCGGGUUACUUUACAUUCGUUGGAGGACUCUUAACAGAAUUGAGUUUUAAACUAGAGAAACCAAUAGAGUUACAUUGUGAUAAUAAGUCAGCUAUUGAUAUUGCUCAUAAUCAAGUUCAACAUGAUCAAACUAAACAUGUUGAGGCAAUCAUGUUGAGGUGGAUAGACAUUUCAUCAAAGAAAAAAAUUGAGAACAAGAUCAUCUGUUAA